Perca fluviatilis (European perch) is the source of this 12314-nucleotide messenger RNA. RefSeq names its product mucin-19. Lineage: Eukaryota; Metazoa; Chordata; Actinopteri; Perciformes; Percidae. The transcript has 5 exons. The record is from RefSeq and is a predicted model, not a curated record. Bases 336 to 12314 code for a protein of 3992 amino acids. Gene Ontology annotation, cellular component: axoneme. Gene Ontology annotation, biological process: intracellular signal transduction; retina development in camera-type eye; axoneme assembly.
AGCUUCCCAUGUAUGUGAUUAGCAGGUAUACCCGCUUCUGCAGGGAGGCUUUUGAAUUGGUUUCUCACUUCUCUGCUUGCAAUAGCUCUAGUGUUUCUUUGGCAUGCUGUGGAUUGGGACUAUUUAUUUCCAGUCUUUUAUGGUUGUGGAUCAUGAAAAGCUGGAUAAGGAUGUAUUUUCUUCCGUGACAAUCACCAAGCCUGGGAUGAGUGGGAGCCGCGCAGAUGUGUGGUGCAACACCUUCCCCUAGGCAGGGCAGGAGAAACAUGACCUGUCCUCUUCUUCUGCUCACCUGAGACCAUUCUUCAGCCACAGCAGAGAGACUACCACCCGAAAUGUCCUCCCACAAACGCAACUUCCAGUGCUUCAAUGCUGUAGGUGGAGAAAGCUUCCACAAGUCUUCUCUCCCCUUCAAGUACCACACCAGCCUGCUCCCCAGAAUCCACCACCAUGGCAUGGUGGCCCAUCAAGAACCUCUGGAGGAAUGCUACCUUUGCUCUGAGUAUAGACAUGCCCAGGCCAUGGAAGCGUUAGAGACUCAGGUCACACCUCUGUAUCACACUCAUACACCAUAUCAUCACCAUCAUCCACACGAGUAUGUUCUCAGGGGACCGACCAGGCCCGAGGAGCACCCUGUGGCACAUUCAGGCCACAUUCAUCAUCCCAGGUUCAAUAACAGGGUGGUGCUGGUGAAGAACAGCGACCCCUUAUUCAGGAAGACCAUUGUCUUGCACCCCAGGAGUCUACGCAGUUUGGGGCUUUUCUUAGAGGAGGUUUCUGAGCUCAUGCAGUACCACAUCAGGAAGUUGUACACUGUGGAAGGACACAAGAUUGACAAUGUUCAGAGUCUUAUGCAGUGCCCCAGCGUGCUUGUCUGUGUGGGACGUGAGCCUUCUCACCCAUCCAUCGUGGAGAAUUUUCAGAAAACAUCUGAUGACAAACUUCCGAAGCUGAGUGGGAGGUCUCGCUCUAGUGGCUGCAAUGAAGGACACAAGGGACUGCCAACAAAGAAAAGCGUCAUACAUCCACAACUGGAAUCUGACAACAGAGCUACCAGGCAGUCAGUGUCAUCUGACAAGUCAUUACCAGAUGAAACCGACUCUCCAGAUAAUGUGGACUUCUGCCUGCACACUGGGGAUGGUAUGAGAGAUGAUGAUAUAGAGAAACGGGUUCGUGUUAAUAAAGAUGGCAGUUUGUCUAUGGAAAUGAAAGUGCGCUUCCGGCUGCAAAAUGACGAAACAAUACAUUGGUCGACAGAAGUAAAAAAGACAACAGGCAGUAAUUCUGAGUUCCUAGAAGGACACAAUGACCCAGAUUUUGCGCAGGUUAGUGAUAGAAGCUAUUCAGAAUCAGAAAACAUAUCUACUGGUGAGCAAGUUGAGGCUUACAUCAAAAGACACUAUGAAAGACACACAGAGGAGCCUCACUGUCCUCACUGCUGCAGUCACUGCCAGGAUUACGUCCCGGGGACACCUGGGGCAACUCGCUGCAUUCGAACUUCCAGCUCAAGUGCAUCUUCACAUACGAUGGUCUUGAGAAAGACAGUGGUUGGAAGGCAAACUAGCGAAGAGCAUACAAAAGAGCAUACAGAACAAGUGGUGGAGAGAGAAAACUCUGUGAAGCAGACUAUUGAGACAUCUGAAAUUGUAGAGUACUGCACCAUCAGGAGUGAGACUUGCUCACCAAAGUGCAAGGUGCAGUCCUCCACACCGGACAACUGUGAGGUGUGUGUUGACAGUUCCCCAAAUGAUCAGGAUAAUGUCAACACUGCUCAAAUACCAGAGCAAGAAGAACGUACAGGAUCUGCUACUAGUGCUUUGUCUGAGGUAAUAACAGAACAUAUAGAGGAUCAAAAUGGUGAGGAUGAUGAUGUUCCACUGAGUGCUUCGAGAGCAUUGUCUCAGAAUAGUAAACCUGAAAGCGAAGAGACCAGCGGAAGUGCAGUGUUGGAUACAGCAUCACCUAUACAACAUGUGUCCCUGAGCCCUACAGAGAGAGCAUCCAAUGCUUCAGGGCACUCUAGAAAGUCAAGAAAAUCCCCAAAAUCACACACUUGUAAUUGUGAAGUGUCUAAGGAUCCUAAAGAUGACACCAAAGGGCAAACCAAGGCCGAUUCCGAAGAAGAAGGUGGGAUGCAAAGAGAUCAAUCAAGUGCCAUGUCUGUCAAAUCAAAUAUGUCUGGCAGAAAAGAUAAAUCUGAAGAAAUACAGAAUACAGAGUCUGAAGAUGUAGAGGAGAAAAGAUACAAUAGUGCCAUGUCAGUUCAUUCAAAUGCCUCUACAAAAUCGAAAACCGAUGUUUUCAAUGUUACAGAUGACAUACUGGCAGCUGAACAACAUACAUCUAAUGAGGAUGUUGAUAAUGAACAAGCUGAGGAGGAAACUGAGCAAAGGACGUCAAAAAAAGCUGAUGAAAAUGUUGAGGAAGAGGAGGAAGCUGAAGAGGCUGGAGAAGAUCAAGAGAGAGUGCCAAGUGUCAUGUCAUCCAAAUCAAAAACCUCUGCAAGAUCUACACAUUCAAAAGCAUCUCAGCUUCAAGAUGAAGAAAAUGUUAAGGAAGAUAGUCAAGAGAGAGCAUACAGUGCCAUGUCAGCAAAAUCAGCAAAGUCUAAAGUAUCUGAAAUUGAGAAUGUUGAGGAAGUGGAAGACACGGAUGAAAGAACACCUAGUGCUUUGUCAGGAGUGUCAAAUAAAGCUGACAGCGAGGAGGAAACAGGGGAAACUGUGGAGAGAGCUCCAAGUGCCAUGUCAGUGACAUCCAUGAAGUCAAAUGCAUCCGCAAGGUCCAGAAAAUCAGAAAAAUCAAAUGCAUCUGAAAAAUCAAUAGUGUCUGAUCUUUCACCUGAAGAAAAACAGGCUGGAAAUAAAGAAAGAGCAUUGAGUGCAAUGUCAGCUAGGUCUAUCAAGUCAAAUGUAUCUGCAACAUCUAGAAAGUCAAAAGGUUGUGAAGAAAUGAAUGAAGUAAAUGCUGAAGGACCAGAGGAGAGAGCAAGAGCUGACUCUAAUGCAUCUGCAAAAUCUAGAGCAUCAAAGAUGUCUGGCCUUCAUUCUACAGAAAGUGCUGACAUUUCAGAUGCUGGAAAUGCUGAAGAGGAAAGUGAAGGGAGACCACAAAGCACAAUGUCAGUCAUAUCAGCAAAGUCGGUGAAGUCAAAUAUUUCUGCAAUAUCUAGGGAAUCUAAAUCAUCUGAAGCUCCUAAUAAAGAAAGUGAUGACAAUUACGGGGAUGGAAUUGAUGGAGAGCAAACCAGAGAUGAUGAAGCUGAAGGGAGAGCAUCUAGUGUCAUGUCAGAAAAUUCAUCUGCAAUAUCCAGUAAGUCAAAAGCCUCUAAAGAUAGGUCUGAAGAAAACAAUGAUGAAGAGGAAAUUGCAGAAAGAGCAUUGAGUGCAAUGUCAGCAAAAUCUGAAAAGUCAAAUGCCUCUGCAGUAUCUACAAAAUCAAAAGCUUCUCAAGUUCUUCCUAAACAUGAUGGUAUUUGUGAUGAGGGAGAGGCUGAAGAGGAAACCAGCGAGAGAUCACUAAGCUGCAUGUCAGAAAAAUCCAGCAAGUCAAACAUUUCAGCAAGAUCAAGAAAGUCAAAAUGCUGUGAUGGUUCAGAUAGAGAAACUAUUACUGAAAAUGAUGAAGAGAGGGGACCUAGUGCACUGUCAGUGAAAUCAGCACGGUCAAAUAUUUCUGCCAAAUCUAAUAUGUCAGAACAUGGAGAAAGAGCUUUAAGCAAUAAGUCAACUACAUCCACUAAAUCUGCAAAGUCAAAUGCUUCAGCAAUAUCUAAGAAAUCAAAAGGUUCUGCAAUUCCUUCCCAAAACUGUGAUGAUGAAAAUGAAAAAGAGCAAACUGAAGAAAGAGCAGCAAGCAGCAUGUCAGCCAAAUCAGUCCAGUCACACGUAUCUGAAAUAUCUAUAAAGUCUGCAGAGAGAGCUCCAAGUGCUUUGUCAGCUAAAUCAGCAAAGUCACAUGCUUCUAGAAAAUCUGUCAAAUCAAAAGCUUCUGAAGCUCAGACUGGCAAAGGUACUGGAACUCCUGAUGAAGGAGAUGAUGAAGAGGAAGCUCAAGAGAGAGCACAGAGUGCCACGUCAGCCAAAACUGCAAAGUCAACUAUUUCUGUCAAAUCUACAAAGUCAAAAGGACUUGGUGGUCCAGCUGAAGAAAAUAUAUCUGAUCAUGAGGAACAUACAGAGAGAGCUCCAAGCAAUAUAUCAAUCAGAUCAGCAAAAUCAACAAAGUCUAAUGUUUCUGCAACAUCCGAAAGAUUGAAAAAUUCUGAAGUUCCCUUAGAAAAUGGUGUUGACAAUCCUGAGGAAAGAGUUGUUGAAGGGGAGAGUGAAGGGAGAGUAAUGAGUUCAAUGUCAGCACAGUCUGUUCAAUCAAACAUUUCUGCAAGAUCAAACAAGUCAAAAUGUUCUGCUCAUGUUGCAGCGGAAGAAAGCUCUGAGAGUGCUGAUGAUAAAAAUGACAAACAGCAAACUGAAGAAAGAGCACCAAGUGCUUUGUCAGCUAAAUCAGCAAAGUCACAUGCUUCUACAAAUUCUACCAAAUCAAAAUCUUCCAAAGUUCAGUCUGACACAGGUACUGGCACUCCUGAUGAAGGAGAUGAUGAAGAGGAAGCACAAGAGAGGGCACAGAGUGCUACGUCAGCUAAAACUGCAAAGUCAACUAUUUCUGCAAAGUCUGCUAAGUCAACAGGACUUGAUGGUCCAGCUGAGGAAAAUAUAUCUGAUUAUGAGGAACAUGCAGAGAGAGCUCCAAGCAAUAUAUCAGUCAGAUCAGCAAAAUCAACAAAGUCAACUAUUUCAGCAGCAUCUAAGAAAUCAGAAGCUUCAGACAGUCCUACUGAUCACGUUGCUGAUUCUCCUGAAAAAGCAAAUGAAGAGGAUCUUGAUAAAAGCAGAUCAGUAAGUUCAAUGUCAGUCCAUUCAAACAAGUCAAAUGUUACUGAAAGAUCAAGUAUGUCAAAAUGUUCAGCUGAUGUUCCAGUUGAAGAAAGCAUCACCAGACCUAAGUCACAUGCUUCUACAGUAUCUAUGAAAUCAAAAGCUUCUGAAGUUCCUCCUGAUACUAAUACUCCCGAGGGGAGCAAUGAUGAGGAAGACAUCUUAGACAGAGCAGAGAGUGGAAUGACUGCAAAGUCAACUAUUUCUGCAAAAUCAAAUAUGUCUGAAGUCUUGGCUGCCUCAGCUGAAGAACAUUUUUGUGAUUCUGUGGAAAGAGCUCCAAGCAUUAUGUCAACUACAUCCGCUAAAUCUGCAAAGUCAAAUGCUUCAGCAAUAUCUAAGAAAUCAAGAGGUUCUGCAAUUCCUUCCCAAAACUGUGGUGAUGAAAAUGAAAAACAGCAAACUGAAGAAAGAGCAGCAAGCAGCAUGUCAGCCAAAUCAGUCCAGUCACACGUAUCUGAAAUAUCUAUAAAGUCUGCAAAGAGAGCUCCAAGUGCUUUGUCAGCUGCAUCAGCAAAGUCACAUGCUUCUAGAAAAUCUGUUGAAUCAAAAGCUUCUGAAGCUCAGACUAGCAAAGGUACUGGCACUCCUGAUGAAGGAGAUGAGGAAGAGGAAGUUCAAGAGAGAGCACAGAGUGCCACGUCAGCCAAAACUGCAAAGUCAACUAUUUCUGUCAAAUCUACAAAGUCAAAAGGACUUGGUGGUCCAGCUGAAGAAAAUAUAUCUGAUCAUGAGGAACAUGCAAAGAGAGCUCCAAGCAAUAUAUCAAUCAGAUCAGCAAAAUCAACAAAGUCUAAUGUUUCUGCAACAUCCAGAAAAUCGAAAGUUUCUGAAGUUCCACCUGAUACUAAUACUCCUGAGGGGAGCAAUGAUGAGGAAGACACCUUAGACAGAGCAGGGAGUGCAAUGACGGCAAAGUCAACUAUUUCUGCUAAAUCAAAUACGUCAGAAGUCUUAGCUGCCCCAGCUGAAGAAUGUUUUUGUGAUUCUGUGGAAAGAGCUCCAAGCAUUAUGUCAACUACAUCCGCUAAAUCUGCAAAGUCAAAUGCUUCAGCAAUAUCUAAGAAAUCAAAAGGUUCUGCAAUUCCUUCCCAAAACUGUGAUGAUGAAAAUGAAAAAGAGCAAACUGAAGAAAGAGCAGCAAGCAGCAUGUCAGCCAAAUCAGUCCAGUCACACGUAUCUGAAAUAUCUAUAAAGUCUGCAAAGAGAGCUCCAAGUGCUUUGUCAGCUGCAUCAGCAAAGUCACAUGCUUCUAGAAAAUCUGUUGAAUCAAAAGCUUCUGAAGCUCAGACUAGCAAAGGUACUGGCACUCCUGAUGAAGGAGAUGAGGAAGAGGAUGUUCAAGAGAGAGCACAGAGUGCCAAGUCAGCCAAAACUGCAAAGUCAACUAUUUCUGUCAAAUCUACAAAGUCAAAAGGACUUGGUGGUCCAGCUGAAGAAAAUAUAUCUGAUCAUGAGGAACAUGCAGAGAGAGCUCCGAGCAAUAUAUCAAUCAGAUCAGCAAAAUCAACAAAGUCUAAUGUUUCUGCAACAUCCAAAAGAUCGAAAAAUUCUGAAGUUCUCUCAGAAAAUGGUGUUGAAAAUCCAGCUCAUGUUCCAGUUGAAGAAAGCAUCACCAGACCUAAGUCACAUGCUUCUACAGUAUCUAUGAAAUCAAAUGCUUCUAACGUUCCUCCUGAUACUAAUACUCCCGAGGGAAGCAAUGAAAAGGAAGACACCUUAGACAGAGCAGAGAGUGCAAUGACUGCAAAGUCAACUAUUUCUGCAAAAUCAAAUAUGUCAGAAGUCUUGGCUGCCACAACUGAAGAAUGUGCUUGUGAUUCUCUGGAAAGUGCUUCAAGCAAUAUGUCAAUCAAAUCAGCAAAAUCAAACGUUUCUGAAAUAUCUAAGAAAUCAAAAGACUCUGACAUCCCUUCUGAACACAGUAAUGAAAUCGCUGAUGCAGAGAAUGAAGGGAGAGUGCGCUCAAUAUCAGCUCAGUCAGUCAAGUCAAAUAUAUCUGCCGGAUCAAAAAAGUCCAAAUGUUCUGAUGUUCCAGCUGAAGAAAGCUCUGAGAGCCCCACUGAAAAAAAUGGCAAAGAGCAAACUGAAGAAAGAGCAUCAAGCUGCAUUUCACUCCGAUCAGUUGAGUCUCAUGUUUCUGAAAGAUCUAUUAAGUCAAAGGCCUCUGGUGUUACAACUGAUGAUGUGGGUGAUCAUGAGGAAACUACAAAGAGAACCCCUAGCGCUUUUUCAGCUAAAUCAGCAAAGUCUCUUGCUUCAGCAAAAUCUUCAAAAUCAAAUGUUUCUUCUGUCCAAACUACUGCCAUUUGUGAUGAAGGGAAUGAUAAAGAGGAAACUCAAGAGAGAGCACAGAGUGCAAUGUCAGCCAAAUCCACACAGUCAGCCAUUUCGAUAAAAUCAAGUAAGUUAAACGUCUGUGAUGUUCCUUCAGUACAAAACAUGUCAAAUAAUGAGAACACUGUACAAAGACCACAAAGCACCCUGUCAGCUAAAUCAGCCAGAUCUUCCAAAUCAAGACAGUCAAAUAUUUCUGCAAAGUCUAGUAAGUCAAAACAAUCUAAUACUCAUGGGGAAGAGAAUCAUGAGGAGACUAUGGAGAGAUCACCAAGCAGUACCUCCAUCAAAUCAGCAAACUCAAGACAGUCAAAUGCUUCAGCAGUAUCAACGAAAGCAAAAGCUGUUGAAGAUGACACUAACAUUGCAGAUGAAAACACUGAAGAAGACACAGAGGUGAGAGCAACAAGCUCAAUGUCAGCCAAAUCAGUGAAGUCAAAUGUCACAUCAGUAUCUACAAAAUCAAAAGCUUCUCACAAUCCUCAGAAUGUAAACGGCGAAGAAGAUGGUGGAAAUGAAGAAAAUGAGGCUGACUGUGAGGAAACUAAAGAGAGAACAACAAGUGCCAUGUCAAUUAAAUCAUUAAAGUCAGAUCGGUCUUCGAGGUCAAGGAAAUCAAAGGUUUCGGACAAAACAGCUGAAACACAUACUGAAGAGGUAGAUCAAACAGAGAAGACUUUAAGUGUUUUGUCAGUAAAGUCAAAUGCUUCUACAAGAACCAUGAAGUCCAACGUAUCUGAAAUUACCCCUAGUGAAAGGACUGCACAAGAUGAAGAACCUGGAGUAAGAGUGUGUAGUGCGAUGUCAACCAAAUCAGCUAAAUCAAAUAAUUCAACAAAAUCUAACAAAUUAAUAGCUUCUGAAAUUCCUACAAUAGAAAGUUCGGACACUCCUUAUGAAGGAAAUGCUCAAGAGAAAUCUAAGAGAGCUCCAAGUGCCAUGUCAGCAAAGUCAAAUAUGUCAGUAAGAUCAAAGAAAUCAAAAGUAUCGGAUGUUCCCGAUGACGUAAAUACCAGUGAAAAAGAAGAGAGAACACUUAGCACUGUGUCUGCAAAAUCCAAUCAAUCUGAAAUGUUAGGGACAUCUGAAAUCCCUGCUCUGACAGUUGAGGAAAGUGAAGACAGAUCACCUACAGCCAUGUCGUCAAAGUCUAAGGUUUCAUCACAUAAGUCAACAGCAUCUGGGGCUAAAGAAAAGAAAAGUGAAGGUCAGCCAAAAAGUUCUUUAUUUGUCAAGUCAAAUCGGUCUGUGAAAUCUCGGAAAUCCAAAGUAACCGAUAUUUUAACAGAUGAAUGUAUGGAAAAUAAAGAGGAAUCUGUUCACGUUCCUGCUGAGGAGAAGACCAGUGUUUCUCCAAUAACUGCAGGUGAAGUUGUGAAUUGUGUCUCAGAAACCUGCCAGAGUGCACAACAACCAAAAGAAAAUAAAUGCCAUGUGAUUUGUCAUGCAGAGUCGAAUGAAAGCGAUUUAUCACAAACUCUGUCCAGUUCAGAUAUUGUUAAAGAGAUUGAGAUUUCAUCCGUGGGAGAAUCAAAAUCCAGUGUGUCUAAGAGGACAACAAAUAGUCCACUGAAAGCUACAAACAUUGGUAGGAGUGUCAAGGAUAACAAAAGUGACAAAAGCAGCAAAUGCAGAUACAAGAACACAAAUGCUGAUGACUUUAAGCUGGUUCCAUCCAGCCUUCCAAAUGCAUCCCCUACUGAGGUUGUGAAUGAAUGGCUGAAUUCAAUACCAGCAGAUGGUGAUAUGUAUGGCAUGGAGGAAUUUAAUGAAAACUGUGAUGGACAAAAACAAGUCCACACAACAGAAGAAAUGACCAGAAUCGAGGAUACUGGAAAUGAUGCCUCUGCAGCUGAGAAUACAAAAGACACAAAUGAAGGAAUUAUGGUAAAUAGUGUCCCUAAUGAUGACAGCCAAACAAGCACAGAGGCACCAAAUGCUGAUAAUAGUCCUGCCUGUACUCAGAGAGAUGAUGCCGCAAAAAUAUUGAAUUCCUCCGUACAGGUGAUGAAAGUACUUUUAAAUCCAAAGUUCGACAGAUCUAACAGUUUACCAGAAAUUUCCCCAGUGUAUGGACGUAAACUAAGCACUUCAGCUAGAGGACUUUUGGAUUGCCUUGUGAAGUUGCAGUUAAUAGACAAGAAUCCUAAAAAUGCAAAUGAAAAGGAUGCAAGAUACCAAGAGCUAAUGAACAUUCUUCAGUCUCUUUGGCUUUGUGAUCCUCCAGAAAAUGAACAUGUGUUUAAGAAGGGUGAUCACCAUUCUGUGGACGAUGAAUUCAUUCAUACUUCAUCCUCUGGUGUGGAUGUCAACAGUGGCUCCACAGGCUCCGGGAACAGUAGUGAUGGUGUGAAUGGUAACGUGUCUCAAGCACAUACAAGUGCAGAUACAUUAAGGAAAAUACCAGAAGUCUGUGAAGGUGAAGCAGAUGCUGAAGCAGAAGCUAAAUGGACAUCUGAGAGAGAAGUAGAAGCAAUGUAUGAGGAAAAACAAAAGGAAGAUGAUCCAGAUCCAGAUGACACAAUUACAGGCAAUGAUACUCCAAGAGAACUACCUACAACACCACCCUCCUCAAACAAGAGUUCAAACAAGAGUUCAGAAAAUGACAACAAAAUAAUUUCUCAAGAUCCUGAUCCUGUUUGGGUCUUAAACUUAUUAACUAAAAUAGAAAAGCAGUUCAUGACGCAUUAUAUCAAUGCAAUGAAAGAGUUCAAAGUCAGAUGGAACUUGGAUAAUAAUGAGCAGCUUGAUACGAUGAUAGGUGAACUUAAAACUGAGGUCCACAAAAGAAUCCAAACAAGUAUAAACAGGGAACUGAGGCACAUUCAAUGUAAGGCGGGCCCACCACGACCUCCUAAAGAAGCGAUGUCCCGUGCUUCAACCACGCAAACAGAAGAGAGACAACAGAGGCUGAAGAUUAUGCUCAAACAAUCAAUUGAUCACCAAGCAGAAAAAAGUGAUUAUUCAGCAACAGAAACAUCCUACAGUGACCAGCGCAGUGAAAACGACGACGAAUUCUGUCCAUGUGAAACAUGCAUUCAGAAAAAAAUGACAUCUAGGCCGCCACUUCCUGCAGAAGUUAUGAAUACUGCACCUGUUGUCAUGGACUUUGACCUGAAGAGGAUUCUGUUGAUGAAGAACAGUGGUCCUUGCAAUACACAGACAGUCACCUGUACAUCUCACUCUGAAAAUAAGACUGAAACAAAAGUGGCAGAAACACUUGUAGAGAGUGUUAUUUUCAAAGCUGUAAGAGAAAUGGAAGGGCAUGACGUACACCACAAUACUGAAGAUGACUUUGCAGUUGUAGAAGAUGAUGUGUGUCAAGAUGCAGGUCAAGAUGACAAGUCUGAAAACAAUGAAGCAGAAGACGUACAUACCAUAUUGGCUGAACAGACUGUUGCUGAAGAAACAGUUAAUGUCUUUUCUGUAGAUAACAAUGAGGAAAAAAGCAAAACAGAAGAUGAAAUGACAGAUAAUGAGAGUGGAGACAUAGGCAUGGUUGAGGAUGAAUCCAUUGUAGAGGAUGCAUGCACAGCUGAACUGAUGAAUGCAGAGGAAGACGAUGUCACAGCCACGGCUGAGGAAUUGUCAAAGGAACCAGCUGAAGAAGCAGAAACUGAAGAUGAGAUGGAUGUAGAAAGAGAGGUUGCUGUGGAUGAGUUGAAGGAAGAGACUGCUGAAGCCACCACCGCUCAAGAUGAAAAUGCAGGAGAAGAGGAUGAUGUGGCAGCCACAACUGAAGAUGAAUCUGACAAAGAUGACGCUGUGGAAGAAGGGACAGUGGAUGAGGAGGAGAUUGCUGCCACAAGUGCAGAUGAGUCUGCAUAUGAGAACGAUGCCACAGCUGAUGAAUCAUCAAAAGAACCACUUGAAAUACCAACAACUGAAAAUGAGAUGGCUGUAGAGGAAGAGACUGCUGUCACAGGCAAAGAUGAAUCAAAGGAUGAAAUUGCUGAAGAUGAAAUUGAAACAGAGGAGGCUGCUGUGGCAGCAACAACUGAAAAUGAAUCUGACAAAGAAGAAGCUGUGGGUGCAGGGACGGUUGACGAUGGAGCAAAGACUACUGCCACCAGUGAUGAUUCAGCUGAAGAUGCUAACACAAAUGAUGAUGAGACUGCAGAGGAGAAUGAUGUCACAGGUGAUGGAUUGUCAGAGAAACCAGCUGAAACAGCAACAGCUGAAGAGACUGCUACAAGAAAUGAAAGAGAUGUCUCAAGUGAAGAUGAAUUAAAGGAACAGACUGGUGAAGAUGAAAUUGAAGCAGAAGAGACUGCUGAAAAUGAAUCUGACAAUGAGGAAGCUGUGGAGGAAGAGUCAAAGGAAGAGUUUGCAGAAACCACUAAAGCUGAAGAAAAUACUGCAGAAGAGUCUGAUGUGGCAGCCACGACUGAAGAUGAUUGUGACGAGGAUGAGGCUGCCAUGAACGAUGAAGAGGAAACUGCAGAUAAUGAUCAAGCAACAAUGGCUGAAGAUGAAAUCGCAGUGGAAAAAGAUGAUGCCACAAGUGAAGGUGAAGCUGAAGAUAACAAUGCAGCAGAACAGGCAGAUGUUGAAGCUACAAAUGAUCAUGAAUCUGACAAAGAUGCAGCUGUGGAAGCCACCAGUGCAGAUGAGUCUGAGUCACAGGUAAAGGACACAGCUGACAAAGCAACAAGUGAAGAUGACAUUGCUGAAGAAAAAGAAAAUGCCGUCACAAGUGAAGAUGAAAUGAAAGAAGAAGAAGAAGAAGAAGAAGAAGAAGAAGAAGAAGAAGAAGAAGAAGAAGAAGAAGAAGCUGGUGAUGCCACGACAGCUAAUGAGGAAAAUACAGAAGAUGUGGCAGACACAACUGAUCAUGAAUCUGACAAAAAUGCAGCGGUGGAAGCCACCAGUGCGGAUGAGUCUGAGUCAGAUGUAAAGGACACAGCUGACAAAGCAACAAGUGAAGAUGAGAUUGCUGAAGAAAAAGAAAUUGCCAGCACAGGUGAAGAUGAAAUAAAAAGAAGAAGAAGAAGAAGAAGAAGAAGAAGAAGAAGAAGAAGAAGAAGAAGAAGAAGCUGGUGA